GGAAACCCAGGGAAAUGGAAGAUCGGUCAGAGGAGCCUCUAGCUUCGUUUGGACUGAUAGCCGAUGUUCAAUACGGCGACAAAGCUGACAUUGUGGCGUCCAAUGGCAAGACCAGGAGAUACAGAGAGGCUGCAGGAAAGCUUGCCAAAGCUAUAGAUUUUUUCAAUCUCAAGAAGGACGAGCUCUUAUUCAUGCUAUCACUGGGCGACAUUGUGGAUGGGAACACGACCAAGGAGAAAACAAUGGAAGACUUUGACGUCGUUCUGGCUGAGCUUCAAAAGCUCGAUCUGGAAGCUGUUCAUCUGAUUGGAAACCAUUGCUUGUCACUGCCCAGAGAGCUCCUAAAGCAGAAACUUUCGAUCCCGGCCUUUUACUACCAGCGCGACUUGUGCCCGGGCUGGAGAUUGGUGGUGCUGGAUACGAUGGAUAUGAGUGUCAAAUGGCCCGAACACACACCAAACUAUAAGGAAGCUCUAGAUUUCCAAAAAUCCCAUCCUUUUGGUGUUGAUCACCCGCAAAUGGCCCUCUGGAAUGGAGGCAUUGGCUCAAAGCAGAGAGAGUGGCUAGGCAAUGCUGUCCGAGAUGCACAAAGGAGCAACACAAAGCUCAUAGUUUGUGGACAUCACCCAAUCGUCGCUGGCUCCUCACCACCAAAGCAUUUGGCCUGGAACCAUCACCAGAUACUGUCAACGCUGCUGGGAAGUCCUGAGGUUGUGCUGUAUAUUUGCGGGCAUUACCAUUCCGGAGGCUAUGCAUGUAUCAAUGGAAAGCAUUUUGUGACGCUAGAAGCCAUUCUGGAAGCACCAGAGGGAUGGUGUGCCCAUGGCUUGCUGAGAAUUUACAAUGGCUGGAUCGAAAUACAGGGCUAUGGCAGCGUCAUUAGCAGGCGUCUUCACUUUAAAAACAUUUAAUUUCUAUACCCGCCCAUACCUGGGUUAUGGGAUAUGUGUUUGGGCUUUUAUUUACAUUCUAUGCAAAUGAAUGAAAUGAUUCUUAUUCA
Molecule: messenger RNA, 1000 nt
Organism: Selaginella moellendorffii
Lineage: Eukaryota; Viridiplantae; Streptophyta; Lycopodiopsida; Selaginellales; Selaginellaceae
Product: manganese-dependent ADP-ribose/CDP-alcohol diphosphatase-like
Exons: 9
Coding region: 15-911 (298 amino acids)
Molecular function (GO): 2',3'-cyclic-nucleotide 2'-phosphodiesterase activity; CDP-glycerol diphosphatase activity; ADP-ribose diphosphatase activity
Source: RefSeq, a predicted model, not a curated record